AUGGCCCUCCUUCGGCGAAUGAACUUCGUAGACUCCCAAAUGGGAGGAAUAUUUGAAUCCAUCGAAAGCGGCCCGUCGGGAGCAGAAGAACUCGCCUUUAAAUUUGCCUUGAACACAAUCAACAGGAACCGCACCCUGCUGCCCAACACCACGCUCACAUAUGACAUCCAGAGAAUAAACAUCUUUGACAGCUUUGAGGCCUCCAGAAAAGCCUGUGACCAGCUGUCCUUGGGGGUGGCAGCCAUCUUUGGCCCCUCUCACAGCUCAUCAGCUAACGCAGUCCAGUCCAUUUGUAAUGCCCUGGGGGUGCCCCACAUCCAGACUAAGUGGAAGCACCAGGUGUCGGACAACAGGGACUCGUAUUACGUCAGCCUCUACCCGGACUUCCAGUCCCUCAGCCGGGCCAUCCUGGAGCUGGUCCACUUCUUCAAAUGGAGGACGGUCACUGUGGUCUAUGACGACAGCACAGGUCUUAUUCGGUUGCAGGAGCUGAUCAAGGCACCCUCCCGAUACAACAUUCGUUUGAAGAUCCGACAGUUGCCGGCGGAGGCCAAGGACGCCAAGCCACUUCUGAAAGAGAUGAAGAAAGCAAAGGAGUUCCACGUGAUCUUUGACUGCAGCCACGAAAUGGCCGCCUGGAUCCUGAAACAGGCUCUAGCCAUGGGAAUGAUGACGGAGUACUACCACUACAUCUUCACCACGCUGGAUCUUUUCGCUUUGGAUAUGGCGCCGUAUCGGUACAGCGGAGUCAACCUGACGGGUUUCAGGAUCCUAAACACUGAAAACUCUCAGGUGUCAUCGAUCAUCGAGAAGUGGUCCAUGGAACGCCUUCAAGCCCCACCCAAAGCGGACUCAGGCCUCCUGGACGGAUUCAUGACGCAAAGACGUUAA
Molecule: messenger RNA, 891 nt
Organism: Salvelinus sp. IW2-2015
Lineage: Eukaryota; Metazoa; Chordata; Actinopteri; Salmoniformes; Salmonidae
Source: RefSeq, a predicted model, not a curated record